CUGCGGUCUUUAGCAUCCUGCGCCCGUCUCCCUGAAGGACCGACGAUGAAAGAAAAUGACGGGUACAGAGUAAACCAGAAUAUUUGGGGAAAUAUAUAUCACCUUUAUUGAAACAUUGUUUAGGCAAUUAACAAACUGUUAGAUAUAUGCAUCAGGUUCAAUCACCCACAGUUUUGUAUGACUUGUAUGACAAAUGCAGUUAUGACUUGCGGCACAACACUACACUCUAGUGGUUACUCAAAGUACUGCAUCCCACAAACGUCCCCAUUGGAGUUGAACUCACACUGUACUCGAUUCACACAGUGAUUGAAGUUUCAUUGCUCUGAGCUCCCAACAUACAAAUAAGAACAUUGUACCUCAGCAUACAAACAGUUCGCCACGUCCAUUAACAGUUAGACACGAAUUAUGAGCGCAUUCUCACACGUCUAUAGGCCCUUUUCAUAAAGACCUAACGUGCAGUUUUUAUACAUUUACAUUAGGAUAUUUAUAAAUCGUCUCCAUGGAACAUGAUCUUAACUUAAUAUCCUAAUGAUUUUUCGCAGAAAAGAAAAAUCGUAAAUUUUCAUCCAUACCUUUUAUUUUUGGCGAUUACUAAAAAUGUUCUGUUACUUAAGACUGGUUUUGUUGUCCAGGGUCACUUGUUAGUCACUGAGAUGGUCUCUGUUUGAUCAAAAUGUGUGCCAUGAAUGACUGUUUUAAUGAAUGAAUGAAUGAGGUACUCCACAAAAAGGGGGAGGAGAUCAAAAGAAAGUCUGGGUUUAUUAAGGAAAACCUUCUCCCCCGCGCGUUAGGUUAACAGAGUAUGUUUUUAACUGAUGAAGUGAAGUGAAUGCCAUUUUAACUGUUAAAAGACAAAGGCCCUGUCCCAAAUGGUGCACUUCGUGUGGACGUGUGGUCUCGUGGCCUUAAAUUGCACGUUAUCACUUAGUGCACAAGUCCAUAGCAUGUUCAUUUUUACGCCCUGAAGUGUGCUCAUCAGCGCCCCUUUUGCACACUUGAUGGGGUCUUUGGCGAAGCCCGCACUGCUGCAGGCUUCACACACUUUACCAACCCAGAAGUCCCCAAUCACAGAACCGAUAGAAGCAGUGUCGUGGAUGUCAGAGUAAAGAUGAAGGAUACAUUUUUUAAUGAAUGUUUUGAUCAAAUUCAAAAUUAAUAAGUUUCUUAUUCACAUUAUUGCUUAUCUAUUUUCUAUAAUGCCAGCUGUUCAAGAAUAAAUCCUUUAAUCAAGGUAAUAAGCCAUGUUUUGGUGUAGAUUUAUAUCUAGAUGUCCCUGGGCUCCGUAAAGCUGAAUAACACAGCUUCUCUAUCUUAAAGAAAUAUGUGCCUAGUGCCUAUAGGUCUGCACUUCCUGACGUCACAAAGUAUAGACUCAGAGGAUGUCCACAAGACCAGAGUGCACCAUUUGGGAUAGAUGCCAAAGUUUAUGAAUACAUGUGCACUGAGAGGAGGACCGACCAUUCACAACAGCCUGAGAAGCAGAAGCUCGCUGGUAUGGUAUGGGUGGGACAUCUUCACACACACUCACGGGUGGGACAUCUUCACACACACACAAACACACACAGGUGGGGCAUCUUCACACACACACAAACACACACAGGUGGGGCAUCUUCACACACACACAAACACACACACAAGUGGGACAUCUUCACACACACACACACACAGGUGGGACAUCUUCACACACGUGUGUGUGUUGAAUGUAACCGUAUGGUCUAUUGACAUCUAGCGGUUGAACUUGGUUUCACUGUCUAAACUCAAUUAAACGGAGAGAUAAGUUUUGCCAACUAAUGGUUCUUCCCUGUUUCUCUUGCUUAUCAGAAAUAAUCUACAGGCACUCUAUUGUUUGUCAAUGUGUACUGGAAGUUAAGGGCAGUCCACGGUAACAUUUCUUGUUCUUGUCACUUUGAAACCAUUUAUGUCUAUGUGAGUUCGGUACAGCAGCCAUCUCAGCGUUAUCGUAAUUUCUAUUGGUAACGCGAUACGUUUGGGUUCACGUUAAAAGGUGCAUCAGGUCCUCUGGUUGUUCCUCUGCGAGGUUCAGUUCUUCUGCCCUGUUCUGUUGAUUCACUCUCAUCACUGAAGGAUCUGGAGGUGGAAUGGAGAAGAUCAGACACACAGACUCUUAUUUCUCUGUAUCAAGAUGGAGAUAUGGAGAGCUUUGAUGAUCGAGCUCAUUUCUUCACUGAUAACUUUAGACAUGGAAAUUUUUCUCUGCUGUUGAAGCAUGUGACACCUCAAGAUAUGGGAAGAUACACAUGUACAGUUCACAGUGGACACGAGUCUCAUGAAACUGUGCUGGAAAUAUCAUUGAAACGUGUUCGUUUGUCUGGUUUAGACAUAAUGGUGUUGAUUUUGUGUAUUUCUGCAUGUGGAUCUGCUCUUCUCUUCUGUUCUCUCAUCUACUGCAGAUCAAACAACACAGUUCUUCAUCUUCAGCUGUUACUGGUCUUCUGUCCAAAUAUCUUCAUGUUUUUUGCUUUUUUCUUCUUUGGUGUUUCUGAAGGAUCUGUGUAUGAGGCGGUCUGCUGUUGUGCUCUUUAUGUUGUCAGACCUGUCAUGUUGCUCUGGACUGCUCCAUAUGUUCAACAGUUCACAGGCAUUAUGAAAACGUGGAUCCUGGUUUACAGUUAUGACACAGAAUAUAUUGUGUUCUCAUCUGUUCUGUAUUCAGUACUUUUUCACCUUGCCUGGGGGAAAAGUCUAAAUUAUGCUGGAUUUGAAGCCCUUAUAAUAAAAGUCCUCUUUGUAUUAGCACUUCUGUUCUACCUCUUCUACAGUAUUUACGUGUUUGGCAAAAUCUCUGGGAAAUUAAGUGAACUGGUGAUUAAAGUAUUUAAUGUUCUGGCUAAUAUAUUCUUGGAUGUGCUGCCGUCAUUACAAUUAGUCCUCAUGUUCUACUCUUUUGGAUCAGACAGAGGAGGUCUCUUCAUUGUAGCAGUUUUACCUGUGAUACUAACUGCGACAAGAUGGAAUUGGGAUGUUACAUGUGGGCGGAAUGUAGGCUGUUCACCUUUGGUCAUGAGAUCAGUUUGGUUUGUAAUGAUGUUGUUGGUGACUACAGUAAUGAUGUUUUUCUACACCAUGGCACUGGAAAAGGAAAAAGAUCGUGUUGGAUGGGCCUGUAUGAUGGGGUUUGUUCAAGUAUUAUGGACAAUUUGGAACUUUUCCUUGGCAUUUGAAGAUACAGAUUUUCCCCGUGUCAUCACAGUGUAUGUGUUUGGAUCAGUUGGUGUUGUUUUAAUCAGCGCUGUUGGACUGAUGACAGAACUGAUACUGAAAACCGUUAAUGGUGAAGGUCUGAUGGGUGAUCUGAGAAUCAUCACAUUUUCCUGUGAAACUCUCUUUAUCUCAUCUGUGCUGAUUUUACUGGUGUUUGCACCAUGGAUCAAACCGUGUGUGGGGUCUUGCCAGAAAUCUGAUGAACAUUCUACCAAUGCACCAGAAACUCCAGCCACUGAUGAAUCCAAACAGAACAAAGAAUCUCUUGACGUGAAUCCUCUAUUGAAUAAACAAGAGACUGAUAGAAGUUAAGAAGAAACUCAACCUGAAUCUAUGGAAUCACAAAGAUGAGAGACGAUCAUCUACCAGGGGUGCGUUUCACAACAUCGACUUAAUACAAUCCAUCGUUGAGGAAAUGAACCGUUGUCACGGCUGCUUCCCGAAACCAUAGUAACUCUGUUGUUUCUAGUUGAUGACUUGAGGCAGGUGGUGGAGUGUAGUAAUAUCAUCUAGGAAUAAAAACGUACAGAUGGAAUUAAGUUCAAAUUGUUGCUGUAAUAAUGUACAUUGCAUGAAAAGAUUAAGUCCUCAAGGGCCAAAAUACUGCAUUAAUUCUUUUGACAAACCAAAAGACACAACAUGGGAUUUGUAUAUAUUUAGGAUGAUUAAUAUAGGAUGCACUGUAUGGUGAUUGUUUAUUUUGCUAAAAAGCAUGAUGUAAGUCUGCAUGUCAUUAUAAAAAUAUACUACACUUCUAACCACAGCUUGAGAGCAGCUUUGCGAUGCUGUUAGCGAAUGAAUCGGGAAACACUUGAACUGUUAGCGAACAAGUUGGUGAACGAUGCUUUUGGGAAACACACCGGAGAACUUUUCUGUUACACUGAGACUGUUUUUUAUAUAAUGUAAAUGUUUUUUUUUGUUUUUGCAAAUUGAAAAUGAGUGUAAUUAUGUGUAAGAUUUGUAUAUUUCUGUUUGUAAUACAUUUGCUUUUUAUUGUUAUACAUUAUAGAAUGAUUUCUGAGAUCAAGUUCAGCUGUUACUUCCACAGUAUUUGAAGAGUUCAGAUGCAAAACCCUCUAAAAUCCUCCUUUGUCAAAAUUUGUUUAUGAUGUUGAGUGAUAGGGGGGCACGGUGGCUUAGUGGUUAGCACGUUCGCCUCACACCUCCAGGGUUGGGGGUUCGAUUCCCGCUUCCGACUUGUGUGUGUGGAGUUUGCAUGUUCUCCCCGUGCCUCGGGGGUUUCCUCCGGGUACUCCAGUUUCCUCCCCUGGUCCAAAGACAUGUAUGGUAGGUUGAUUGGCAUCUCUGGAAAAAUUGUCCGUAGGGUGUGAGUGUGUGAAUGAGUGAGUGUGUGUGCCCUGCGAUGGGUUGGCACUCCAUCCAGGGUGUAUCCUGCCUUGAUGCCCGAUGACUCCUGAGAUAGGCGCAGGCUCCCCGUGACCCGAGGUAGUUCGGAUAAGCGGUAGAAAAUGGAAUGGAAUGUUGAGUGUUACUCCACACAAAGUGUAUGUUUCUCAAACAAUUUUAAA
Molecule: messenger RNA, 4751 nt
Organism: Triplophysa dalaica
Lineage: Eukaryota; Metazoa; Chordata; Actinopteri; Cypriniformes; Nemacheilidae
Exons: 16
Coding region: 2152-3534 (460 amino acids)
Biological process (GO): cell surface receptor signaling pathway; immune response; positive regulation of T cell proliferation
Cellular component (GO): external side of plasma membrane
Source: RefSeq, a predicted model, not a curated record